GUCGUCUAAUCUAAUGAGUCAAGUCGAUGAUCUGCCCCCCGAUCCAGCUCCUCUUAUUAAGGUCCAUCCAUACAUCAUCUUUCUCCCGCUCCCAUCAGUCAUCACAUCCUCUUCGGUCCAGAGCACCAGCACCUCGAGCGAGCUACCACUCUGGGUCCAGGUUGAGACAGUUCCUUUCAAAAAGAAAAAAGAAAGUCGAGACAGUACAGGAGAAGGGGUACGCAAAACAUGACGGUGAAGGAAAACAUUCUCUAUUUAAAUCAUGAAUGGUUGAAAGAAAUUACAGAUACUUUUUCGGAUCAGCGAAGAAUUGGUGAAGGCACAUAUGGAGUAGUUUAUAAGGGCGCUUCGAAUGAAGAGGAGUUUGCUGUAAAGAAGCUCUAUAACUUAACUCGAAAUGAUGACAAGCAGUUUCAUCUUGGACUUGAUGAGCUUGAUAAGGUUCAGCAUAAGAACAUUGUAAGGCUAGUCGGCUACUGCAAUGAAAUAAGGCAUCGUUAUGCAGAGUACAAGGGAGAAACUGUUUGUGCCGAAGUAAUAGAAAGGGCACUCGUCCUGGAAUAUUGUGACAAUGGAAGCCUCCGGCUACUUCUUUCCGAUGACUACAAUGGCCUUGACUGGCCCACCCGUUAUAAAAUUAUCAAGGGGACAUGCGAUGGUUUGGAAUAUCUUCAUGGGCAGAAUCCACCAUUUUGCCAUUUGAACAUAAAGCCUGAUAACAUACUACUGGAUAAAUAUAUGGAGCCCAAACUUUCAGAUGGUUUGUCCAGGUUGUUCCACCGUGAAGUGUCCCGCAAUACAGUGUUGGCUAAAACAACAGUUGCAUACGUGUCACCAGAAUACAGGUAUGACGGCCAAAUUUCACUAAAAUGCGACAUAUACAGCAUUGGUGUUGUAAUGCUAGAGAUAGUCGCGGGAUCCACUGGACGUUCCAAAUGCCUCGAAAUGCCUCGCCAGGACUUCAUUGAUUUAGUACGUGGAAACUGGAGGAACAGGUUGCGACUAAUAUUCAGGGGUUCCACACUUGAUGCAUAUUGCCAACAAGUGGAGAGAUGCACUGAGAUAGCACUGAACUGUAUGGAGAUUGAUCUGCACAAAAGGCCCCAUAUAGUAGAUAUCACUAUUAUACUGAACAAGACUGAAACUCAUGAGGGCUUUGAUGACCCCAAAGUAUGGAAGAUGUCAUUCAAGGAGUUGCAAGUAAUCACGAAUGAUUUCUCAGAAGAAAUUGGUAAAGGUGCCUUCGGUGUUGUUUAUAAGGGAAUGCUUAAAAAUGGGGAAGCAGUAGCAGUGAAGAAACUCGACCAUUAUUUAGCAAACCAACGGAAACAGAUUGAGAGCGAGGAGCAUCUUAAGAAUCUUGAGCACAAAAAUAUAGUACAACUUAUCGGCUACUGUGAAGAGACAAUACACGUACCAAGGUCUCAUGAAAGCAAACCAGGCGAAUACACAUUAGUGGACAUGACAGAGAGUUUGCUCUGUUACGAGUUUUUGUCAAACGGGAGUCUAGAGGACAAGAUGUGGAAAGCCAAUUCGCCUGAACUAGAUUGGAAAACUCGUCAUACGUUGAUAAAGGGCAUUUGUGAGGGCCUACACUACCUUCACUAUGGAUGUCUAGAUGCUCCCAUUGUCCAUAGGGAUCUAAAACCUGCCAACAUCUUGCUAGAUGAUGACAUGGUUCCAAAACUAGGAGAUUUCGGUCUAUCAAGGAUCGUCCCUGAAACACAAGCUCACAUUACGGCUUUUGCUGUUGGAUCAAGUGGAUACAUGGCGCCAGAAACCAUAGGCCGCCGCGAAAUUACACCCAAGGCAGAUAUAUACAGUUUGGGAGUUCUUAUAUUAGAGGUUAUAACAGGGAGGAGUCCCCCUUACAUCGAAUACUCAGGCCAGUGUUAUGUUGACAAGGUCCGUGAAGAUAGAAAUCAAAAUUCAUAUGUUGCAUCUAGGUACCCAUUACUCGAAGAGAGUCUUCACCAACAGGUCGAUAGUUGGAUAAGCAUAGGGCUACGGUGCACAGAGGAACUACCUCAACGAAGACCAACUAUUGAGCACAUAAUACAUUUUCUUGAGGCAGAAUCUUCCAGCUCAUUGGGUCCACCUGAUAGAGAAGUAAGGAUGAUAUCGUUCAAAGAGUUCGAGGACAUCACCAAUAAAUUUUCCGAAAAGCAACUACAUGGUGAAAGUAUCUUUGGUGCUGUUUAUGAGGGUACACGUGUGGAUGGGGAAGAGAUGAUUGUGAUCAAACUGAAAGAGCAUAGGAGACCAUCAGAGACCCAGUUUAACCUGGUGGUAAAUGGUCUGAGAUUCGAGCACAAAAAUAUUCUACAACUUAAGGGUUACUGUGAUGAAACAGUUGAAGCAGCGAGUAAGAGGUUGCUCUGUUACGAGCUUUUGCAGAACGGUAGUCUGGACAGGAAAAUUUUUGGUGACCAAUCUCUCACACAACAUCCUUGGGAAGAACGUUACCGAAUAAUACAAGACAUAUGCAAGGUUUUGCAGUACCUACAUGAAGAAUGUAAAGAUGUCCACAUGGGCAUAACAGCAGGUAAUAUAUGGCUGGAUAAUGACAUGCUCCCAAAGGUUGGGUGUUGCGGUCUAUCAAGGAUCUUCGCUGCAGACCCGACUCAGAUAUACAAUACAAAGGUUGUAGGAUCCUGGGGAUACCUUGCACCGGAGCACAUUGAACUGACUAAAAUGUCAACAAAGUCAGACAUUUACAGUCUGGGCAUUCUAAUCAUGGAGAUCGUGACUGGAGAAAAGUGCCCCUCUAAUGACAACGGGUCCCCCGUGUCCUUUAUUACUAACGUGCGUGAAUCUUGGCUCAAAGGUUCCCAUAUUGCAGCAAAAUACCCAUCGCUGGACGCCAUCUGCAUCCAACAAGUGAAGGGAUGCAUUAAGAUAGGGGUCCAAUGCACAGAGCUUGUACCUAACAAAAGACCCACAGCUGGGGAAAUUGUCCUUAUGCUUGAGGAAGAAUGCACAAAAAAACCUGGAUUCUGGAAUGCGCUUUGUUCCGGUAUAUGCCCAGUAGGAGAAUUGUGAAUCAUUCCUUCCUUUUGAAUAAACUAGCGGGGUGACUGGCACAUUUGUGCUGCUAGAUUUGUUAUUUACUGUUGUAUUUGCAUUUUCCCAUAUUUGUGCUGCUAGAUUUGAACUGCAAUACAUCAAGUAUUAGCUUUAAAACUUUGGUGCAUUUAUAGGCUACGUGAUAAUAUUUUUUUUCAUUCAGAACUUGUUCGCAAAGAAUUGAUUGUUAACAUUGAGACUUGUACCAACGUUUGUGUUGUCUUAUUCUGCUAAAUUAUCACUUGAUAUAUUGCAGUUCCUAUGUUGCAAUCACAUCACAAUUUGUUUUCUUCAUGCUCCCUCAUCCCAAAUUUGAACUAAAGCCACAACAAAUUUGUCCAAAUUUGAA
Molecule: messenger RNA, 3415 nt
Organism: Aegilops tauschii subsp. strangulata
Lineage: Eukaryota; Viridiplantae; Streptophyta; Magnoliopsida; Poales; Poaceae
Product: receptor like protein kinase S.2
Biological process (GO): protein phosphorylation
Molecular function (GO): ATP binding; protein kinase activity
Source: RefSeq, a predicted model, not a curated record